Molecule: messenger RNA, 1266 nt
Organism: Rhizophagus irregularis DAOM 181602=DAOM 197198
Lineage: Eukaryota; Fungi; Glomeromycota; Glomeromycetes; Glomerales; Glomeraceae
Cellular component (GO): membrane
Source: RefSeq, a predicted model, not a curated record
ACAAUGCUCGUUUCUGAUGAAAAAUUAUUUGCGAUCGUUUUAUAUUCCGCAUUUGUAAACAAUGAUCUUAUAGCUUCUAUUAGAGAUAUUUGGAAGAAUUCUUGGGUAACUGGAACUUCCGGAGCAUUGGUAAUAGGAUUAGUUGGCGCAUUAGCUGCACCAUUUAUUAUAUCAGCAAUAAUUAAUGGGUUGGGAUUUGGUGUAGGAGGUAUUGCAGCAAAAUCCUUUGGCUCUUGGUAUAUGUCAUUGCAUGGAGGUAUGAUUGCACGUGGAAGUCUCAUCUCAAUUUUACAAUCGAUUGGAGCUGCUGGUUUAGGACCUUUGGGUAUUUUCUUAACCAGUAGUUUUGGAGGAGCUAUUGGAAUUCUUAUUGGAGCAAUUGGUGGUUCAAACCUUGCAUCAUAUUUUAGAGAAAUGGAUUUAAAUGGAACUGAAAGACAACUACUUGAAAGAUUUAUUCAAAUUGAAGAAAGUAAUUAUCAAAAUAAUAGUACAAUUAUUGUAUUCACACUCAUGCCAGCUUUAUUAUAUAAUGAUAAAAUGUUGAGAUGUUUUUUUGAAACAUUUGUAACUAGUUCACCAUUUGCCAAUUCUAAAUUAUUUAGAUUUGAUUUUAUAGAAAAUAAUUUAUUAAAAUUAAAAUCAGAAGAAGAAAGAGUGAAUUAUACCGUUUAUAAUUCGCUAAUUAGUGAUUAUGAUAAGUCUAGAUUAGAAUAUAUUUUUCGGGAUGAUUAUUUUUUAAUCGGAUAUAAGUUAAAUCUUGAUGAUCAUAAACCAUCGAAUCUUAUAAUAAGUACAUUGGUGGAAGUUUGGAAUGUACUAAAUGGUAAAAUCGUUGUGGGUAUUGAUGUCUAUAAAUUUCGUGAUCAAAUCGAUAAAUAUCGUAAUCAAAUUAAUGAUCAAAUUAGCAAAAUUGAUUUUGAUAAAUAUCGUGAUCAAGCUAGUGAUCAAAUUAACAAUCUUCGUGAUCAAAUUAAUAAAAUUGAUUUCGACGAACAUCGUGAUCAAGUUAAUGAUCAAAUUAACUAUCUUCGUAAUCAAAUUAAUGAUCAAAUUAACAAGAUUGAUUUUGAUAAAUAUCGUGAUCAAGCUAAUGAUCAAAUUAACAAUCUUCGUGAUCAAAUUAAUGAUCAAAUUAACAAGAUUGAUGUUAAUAAAUUUAGUAAUCAGAUUAGUGAUCAAGUCAACUACUUUUCAGAUUUAUUUCAUAAAAAGUUUAAAAAAUCUAAAUAAAUCAUAUUGGUUAGAAUUAUAUAAUUAAUAAAU